AUGGCGUGCGAGAACAGCAACGUUACUGCCAAUGGCGAUGGCCUGUGCAUGGCGACGCCCCGCGCUGACCCGCUUAACUGGGGGAAGGCGGCGGAGGAGCUGAUGGGCAGCCACCUCGACGAGGUGAAGCGGAUGGUGGCCGAGUACCGCCAGCCCUUGGUGAAGAUCGAGGGCGCCAGCCUCCGCAUCGCGCAGGUGGCCGCCGUGGCCGCCGGCGCUGGCGAGGCCCGCGUCGAGCUCGACGAGUCCGCCCGUGGCCGGGUCAAGGCCAGCAGCGACUGGGUCAUGAACAGCAUGAUGAACGGCACCGACAGCUACGGCGUCACCACCGGCUUCGGCGCCACGUCCCACAGGAGGACCAAGGAGGGCGGCGCUCUCCAGAGGGAGCUCAUCCGGUUCCUCAACGCUGGCGCAUUCGGCACCGGCACCGACGGCCACGUCCUGCCGGCCGAAGCCACGAGGGCGGCCAUGCUCGUCCGCAUCAACACCCUGCUCCAGGGGUACUCCGGCAUCCGCUUCGAGAUCCUGGAGGCGAUCGUCAAGCUGCUCAAUGCCAACGUCACGCCGUGCCUGCCGCUCCGCGGCACGGUCACCGCGUCCGGCGACCUCGUGCCGCUCUCCUACAUUGCCGGCCUCGUCACCGGGCGCGAGAACUCUGUUGCAGUCGCCCCGGAUGGCAGCAAGGUGAACGCCGCAGAGGCGUUCAAGAUUGCCGGCAUCCAGGGCGGCUUCUUCGAGCUGCAGCCCAAGGAGGGUCUUGCGAUGGUGAACGGCACGGCCGUGGGCUCUGGCCUUGCCUCCACCGUGCUCUUUGAGGCGAACAUCCUAGCCAUCCUUGCCGAGGUCCUGUCCGCCGUGUUCUGCGAGGUCAUGAACGGCAAGCCGGAGUACACCGACCACCUGACCCACAAGCUGAAGCACCACCCGGGACAGAUCGAGGCGGCUGCCAUCAUGGAGCACAUCUUGGAGGGAAGCUCCUACAUGAAGCUUGCCAAGAAGCUCGGCGAGCUGGACCCGUUGAUGAAGCCGAAGCAGGACCGGUACGCGCUCCGCACGUCGCCGCAGUGGCUUGGCCCCAGAUUGAGCAAGGCUCUUCACGGUGGCAACUUCCAGGGCACGCCCAUCGGGGUGUCCAUGGACAACACCCGUCUCGCCAUCGCAGCCAUCGGCAAGCUCAUGUUUGCGCAGUUCUCUGAGCUCGUCAACGACUACUACAACAACGGCUUGCCCUCCAACCUGUCCGGUGGGCGCAACCCCAGCUUGGACUACGGCUUCAAGGGCGCCGAGAUCGCCAUGGCGUCCUACUGCUCUGAGCUGCAGUUCCUGGGGAACCCGGUCACCAACCACGUCCAGAGCGCGGAGCAGCACAACCAGGACGUGAACUCGCUCGGACUCAUCUCCUCCAGGAAGACCGCUGAGGCCAUCGAGAUCCUGAAGCUCAUGUCCUCGACGUUCCUGAUCGCCCUGUGCCAGGCGGUCGACCUGCGGCACAUCGAGGAGAACGUGAAGAGCGCCGUCAAGAGCUGCGUGAUGACGGUGGCGAAGAAGACUCUGAGCACCAACUCCACCGGCGGUCUCCACGUCGCGCGCUUCUGCGAGAAGGACCUGCUCCAGGAGAUCGAGCGCGAGGCGGUGUUCGCGUAUGCCGACGACCCCUGCAGCGCUAACUACCCGCUGAUGAAGAAGCUUCGCAACGUGCUCGUGGAGCGCGCCCUCGCCAACGGCGCUGCCGAGUUCGACGCCGAGACAUCCGUGUUCGCCAAGGUCGCCCAGUUCGAGGAGGAGCUGCGCGCGGCGCUGCCCAAGGCGGUGGAGGCUGCACGGGCGGCUGUCGAGAACGGCACGGCAGCGGUACCAAACAGAAUCACCGAGUGCCGCUCCUACCCGCUCUACCGCUUCGUGCGCGAGGAGGUCGGAGCCGUGUACCUCACAGGCGAGAAGACGCGCUCUCCCGGCGAGGAGCUCAACAAGGUGCUCGUUGCCAUCAACCAGGGCAAGCACAUCGACCCGUUGCUCGAGUGCCUCAAGGAGUGGAACGGCGAGCCCCUGCCCAUCUGCUGA
This is a messenger RNA of Miscanthus lutarioriparius, 2061 nucleotides long. The record is from the annotation of a GenBank genome assembly. NCBI's taxonomy places the organism in Eukaryota, Viridiplantae, Streptophyta, Magnoliopsida, Poales, Poaceae.